Molecule: messenger RNA, 1443 nt
Organism: Lasiosphaeria miniovina
Lineage: Eukaryota; Fungi; Ascomycota; Sordariomycetes; Sordariales; Lasiosphaeriaceae
Exons: 5
Coding region: 1-1443 (480 amino acids)
Molecular function (GO): FAD binding; oxidoreductase activity
Source: RefSeq, a predicted model, not a curated record
AUGGCGAUUUGGACGAAGACCCUCCAAGACUGUCUCAGCAAGGUCUGCUCGGGCCGCAACGACUGCGUCCACUUCGACGGCCACAGCUCGCUGGAAUACUUCACGCAGUGGCUGCGCCCGCUCAACCUCGCCUACCUGUUCACGCCCACCGCGGUGGUACGGCCCAAAACCGCCGCAGAAGUAUCGGCCGUCGUGAAAUGCGCCGCCCAGGCAGGCGUCAAGGUGCAGGCAAAAUCAGGGGGUCACUCUUACGGCAACUACGGCCUCGGGGGACAGGACGGCUCGAUAUCGGUCGACCUGCGCAACUUCCAGGACGUCUGGGUCAACACGUCGGCGAGCUCGUGGCAGGCGCACAUCGGGGCUGGUGGGAAGCUGGGCGACAUUGACGAGAAGCUGGCGCCCCACAAGCGGGCCUUUGCCCAUGGCAUCUGCCCCGGUGUGGGCAUCGGCGGCCAUGCGACUAUUGGUGGCCUUGGUCCCAUGUCGCGCAUGUGGGGAUCGUGUCUCGACCAUGUUGAAGAAGUCGAAGUCGUCACGGCGGACGGUAGGAUCCUCCGCGCAAGCAACACGCAGAAUUCGGAUCUCUUCUGGGCUCUCAGGGGAGCCGGAGCGAGCUUCGGCAUUAUCACCAAGUUUGUCAUGAAAACACACCCAGAGCCGGUGCAGGUGGUCGACUACAUCUACAACUUCCAGUAUAGCCACCUGGACGAGAUGGUCGACUUCUUCAUCGGGUGGCAGAAUCUUGUGGCCGACCCAAACCUCGACCGCCGGCUGGGGACCGAGUUCACGCUGCAUCCGCUGGGGGCGCGCGUGUCGGCAACAUGGUACGGAACCGAGGCCGAAUUCAAGAAGUCGGGCAUCUUUGACCGCCUGCCCAGCGGCAACGAUAGCAUCGCCAUUAGGGAGGACACGUGGAUCGGACACCUGUACAAGGCGGCGCAGAAGGAGGCACUCAAGCUGGGCGACAUCCCCAACCCCUUCUACGCCCGGAGCCUCGGCUUCACGCGCCGCGACCUGCUCUCCCGGGCACAGACCAAGGAGCUAUUCCAGUGGGUUGACAGCGCGCCCAAGGGGACCCUCGCGUGGUUCAUCAUAUUCGACGCGUCGGGCGGCAAGGUGGCCGACGUGGCCACCAACGCGACCGCCUACGCCCACCGCGACAAGAGCUUCUUCUACCAGUCGUACGCCAUCAACGUGCUGAAGGUCUCUAGUAGGACCAAGGCCUUCUUGGACCACUUCCACCAGAAGCUGCUAAGCUACCUGCCCGCCGACGAGCUACACGGCACCUACCCAGGCUACGUCGACCCAUAUCUCGCCAACGGGCAGCAGGAGUACUGGAUGAGCAACUUGCCCGCCCUCGAGGCUAUCAAGACCCGGUGGGACCCCAACGACGUCUUUCACAACCCGCAGAGCGUCCGACCGCUACCGAAGAAGUCUGAAUAG